Molecule: messenger RNA, 558 nt
Organism: Meyerozyma guilliermondii ATCC 6260
Lineage: Eukaryota; Fungi; Ascomycota; Pichiomycetes; Serinales; Debaryomycetaceae
Exons: 1
Coding region: 1-558 (185 amino acids)
Biological process (GO): phosphatidylinositol dephosphorylation
Cellular component (GO): endoplasmic reticulum
Molecular function (GO): phosphatidylinositol-4-phosphate phosphatase activity
Source: RefSeq, a predicted model, not a curated record
AUGAACUUUUGGGCAGACAAUGCCAAUGCAGUUUCGUGUGCCUAUUCUGGAACUGGUGCCCUCAAAACAGAUUUCACAAGAACUGGUAACCGGACCAAGAAAGGAGCUUUCAAUGAUCUCUUGAACUCGAUUACGCGAUACUAUAAGAACAAUUGCAGCGAUGGAACCCGCCAGGAUUCCUACGAUUUGAUUUUGGGUAAGUACAAGCCUUACCAAGAUUCGGUAAAUUCUCCCUUCAUCGAUCGUCGCCCUGCCUACGUACAAUUGUUGCCGUACUUUCUCGGUACCUCAAUUUUGGUUAUGCUCGCUGUAUUCUGGUUCCCUCGCGGCUCCAUCGCAGACUGGAAGAAUUUGUUGGUUAUUGGUGGUUGCAUGUACAUCAAUGCCCGGGUGUUGCUUUACUACAAUAGAAACGGGUACCAAUUUGUCAAUUGGCCCAAACUUGUUGCUCUUGAUUUCUUGAAAAAAGUGGAAGUUUUCGACGGAGACGGUAAGCUCACUGGUAUCAGAUAUGAGGAACAUUCAGACUUCAGACCCGUAGGUAAAAAACGGUCUUAA